CCCCUACAACUUUGGAGCUUAAAAGAAAUAUAGUAUAACUUUGAUCCAUCAUUUUUUUCUUGAUUUCCAAAUAUGAGUACUUUGACAACUUCUUUUCUUCCAUCACUUGAAAAAGAAAAUUCUCUUUUUGUUUACACAAGAAGAAGAAGAAGAGGACACUCCAAAAAGAGCCAAUCUAUUGUUCCGGUGGCAAGGUUAUUUGGACCAUCAAUAUUUGAAGCAUCAAAGUUGAAGGUUCUUUUUUUAGGUGUAGAUGAGAAAAAACAUCCAGCAAAGCUUCCAAGAACAUAUACACUUACACAUAGUGAUAUUACAUGUAAACUCACUCUUGCUGUCUCUCAAACCAUCAAUAACUCUCAGUUAGAAGGAUGGUAUAAUAGAUUGCAAAGGGAUGAAGUGGUUGCAGAAUGGAAGAAAGUUAAAGGGAAGAUGUCCCUUCAUGUUCAUUGUCACAUUAGUGGAGACCAUUUCUUGUUAGACUUUGUUGCUAGGCUCAGAUACUAUAUUUUCUGCAAGGAACUCCCCGUGGUUUUGAAGGCAUUUGUUCAUGGAGAUGGAAAUUUGCUAAAGAAUUAUCCAGAGUUGGAAGAAGCUUUGGUUUGGGUAUAUUUUCACUCAAACAUACAAGAAUUCAACAAAGUGGAUUGUUGGGGUCCUUUAAAAGAAGCAUCUUCACUAUCUUCUACUACUACUUAUUCAUCAUCUAGUGAAUUAGGUGAGACUCAAAUGGAUAAUACAAGCAAUUGCAAUUUGGAUUUACCACAACCAUGUCAAGGGCCUUGCACGUGUUGCUUCCCCUCAACAAGGAAAAUCUAAAGAGAGUUUAAUAUUGAGAAUGUUGGAGUAUUACACACAGGGGCUUUUAACUAGCUUAGUGAAUCAAUUGAAAUGCUUCUGUAUUGGUCUACAAACUUUACAAGAUUGAUGUAUUUUACUGUCAUUGUAUGU
This is a messenger RNA of Solanum stenotomum, 948 nucleotides long. RefSeq names its product protein STAY-GREEN homolog, chloroplastic-like. Lineage: Eukaryota; Viridiplantae; Streptophyta; Magnoliopsida; Solanales; Solanaceae. Bases 73 to 816 code for a protein of 247 amino acids. The transcript has 4 exons. The record is from RefSeq and is a predicted model, not a curated record.